AUGACGACCGCGCAUAGGCCUACAUUCGAUCCCGCCAAGGGAAAGGAAGCCCUCCGCGGUCCAGCCUACCACACGCGCAACCUCCCCGCGCACACGACACUCAAGUUCCGCCAGGCUGCACAGGGCCUUGACGAUGAAGCCACGCCUGCCACCGAUCUUGCAGCCGAGCUCUUGGCCGCUGAGGCUGCGCACUUUGCAAAGAAGAAUGGAGGCGCUCUUCCCGAGCCUGAACACGAGGACGACGAUGCCGCAAGCUCUGUAGCAGGUCAUGCGGCGAAACGACGACAUUCAACUGCGCCGGCCGAUGGAGAAGAGGAGGAUUUCGAAACAAAGAGAAGGAGGAUAUUAGAAGAGUCGAGGGAGAUGGAUGCAGACGACACAGACUCCGACGAGGCCUCCGAUUCAGACUCGGACUCGGAUUCAGACGACGAAGACGCCGAGCUACAGCGUGAGCUCGAACGGGUCCGUCGCGAGCGCGAGGAGAAGAAGAAGCGCGAGGAGGAGCAGAGGGCCAAGGCAGAGCAAGAAGAGCGUGAGAGGGACAUUGCGGUGGGGAACCCUCUCUUGAACAAGCAGGAUUUCACGAUGAAGAGGCGAUGGGAUGACGACGUUGUCUUCAAGAACCAGGCACGAGGGACAGACGACAAGGGCAAGAAGGAGUUUGUCAACGACAUGAUUCGAUCGGACUUUCACAGGCGAUUCAUGAGCAAAUACGUCCGAUAG
This is a messenger RNA of Emericellopsis atlantica, 723 nucleotides long. Its product is annotated as Cwf15/Cwc15 cell cycle control family protein. Gene Ontology annotation, cellular component: catalytic step 2 spliceosome. Gene Ontology annotation, molecular function: RNA binding. The transcript has 2 exons. NCBI's taxonomy places the organism in Eukaryota, Fungi, Ascomycota, Sordariomycetes, Hypocreales, Bionectriaceae. Bases 1 to 723 code for a protein of 240 amino acids. Gene Ontology annotation, biological process: mRNA cis splicing, via spliceosome. The record is from RefSeq and is a predicted model, not a curated record.